UCAUUUAGACCAACUAACGGCCAAAAGAUCCGACAAAAAUAUCUACCCUUUCACUUUCUAGGGCGCCUAUUCCUGAGGUUUCCGUACAGCCCCUGUUCCUAAACUGCAAGAGGAGAAGCGGCGGCGGCGGCGGCGGCAGCGCCACAACUCUCCCAGUCCUAGACGUUUCGGCCCUUCCAAGCAUGGCUCUGGGGACUGUCAUGCGUGAGGGAGGGAAAACGGGGAGAAGGGAAAGGUGAGGGCCGGAACACCCCUCACCAAGAUGGCCGCGGCGGCUGCCGGAGUGACGCUUCCGCCAACUCAGAGGCUGCUGCCUACGUGGCUGUCCGGCGCCUGAGCAAAGAGGGCGGCGGAAGAGAGAAAGGGGACUGUGCGUGAGCCCCGUCCGUGGAAGGUGGAGGGCGGGAAGGAGAAAAUGUCGGAAAAACGCCAAGACAGCCUGAGCGUGGCUCAGCAGGUAGAUCACCUGGAAGACAAGUUGCUCCACUGCAGAGAGGCCUUGGAAGAUAUAGAUUUUAAGCUGAGGAGAGAAGACUUGACUCUUAAGAGAAGAGAGUCAUUGGAGAAACAGAAAAGCCUACUAGCAAUGCAAGCUGAAGCUUAUGAAAAAGAACUUAAAAUUCUUCAUCAGGAGAAUCGCAAAAUUGUAGCACUCUCGGCAGCUGUUGUUUUGCUGGUGGUGGUGAUUUAUACCUGCUGGACAAUGUAGAAGCUUUUUUUCCCUUCACACACCCCCAAGAUGUAAUGACUUGACAUUGUUAAAUCUCUUCCUCUCCUCACCAAACUGCCUCAUCAGUGCCAUUUCCAUAUCAUUCAGACACCUCUGACUUACCACAGUCAACCAUCAUCAACAAAGCAGAAGCGGAGAAGAUGCUGAGGUUUGUUGGAGCCCUCCGGCUGACUGCUGUAGGGAGGACUUGUAUGAUAGUUUACCCUUUAGUUAUGGAACUAUCUCCAAGGAAAAACUAUUGGUCACCAUCUAGUCAGCACAAGUUGCUGGCUUUUUUUUCAUUCACUGGGGCAUUCUGCAUCUCCCACCAAUCUGUAUUUGUUUUUUGUUUUGCUUUGUAAUCACAGUCAUUGUUCUAUCCUUGAUGGUGCAUCUAUUUUGUGAGAUAGCCCAAAGAUAUCUGAUAUGGGCACCCAUAUAAACCUAG
This is a messenger RNA of Pogona vitticeps (central bearded dragon), 1157 nucleotides long. The record is from RefSeq and is a predicted model, not a curated record. NCBI's taxonomy places the organism in Eukaryota, Metazoa, Chordata, Lepidosauria, Squamata, Agamidae.